CAUGGCGUCAAUAUUGCAAGAUAAAAAAGUGAUCUUUAGCAUAUCGGUUAUUUAAGUUUGUUCCGUAAUUGCGCUUAUUUCUGCUUAUUAAACUGCAAAAAGUGAUCCAAAGGGAAGGCCAAGGAGACAAAAGUGUUUGUUCCUCCGAAGAUAGGUUAAAAAUCGCCUGAAUUUGUUUGUGCAUUUUCUCUGCUGCUGUCGUUUCUUGUUUGUAAUAAUGGACAAAGUUGAUCUUAAAGUUGGACAAAAGUUAUUAUUACAAAUACAGAAUGCAUCAUUCGAAGGCGAACUACGAUACGUGUCCGCCGAUCGAAAGUUUAUGCGAUUGUCCAACGUCCGAGACGUUUUGACAAAUAAUCAACUAGGUGAACAAGAUUACUAUUAUAGUGAAGUAGAAUGGAUACAGGUACUAGAAAACCCACCGGCUGAAACUAGUCCGAGUGACGAUAGUUCGAGUUCUAAAGCAGAAAUUCCUACUGAAAGCAAAAUAAGCAAAUGUUUUGAUGAAGUUUUAAAGAAGAUAGAAAAAUGUAAGUUCAUUCAACAGACAGACACAGUUGAUUAUCACAAUUCAAUUAAAUACAUACAAAAUCAAAACGAAUUUGGUAUAUCUAUGGAAUAUAUCGGAGACGGACAGGACAGUAUAACGCCAUCCUUAUUGUCCAUUGUUACAUCGCACUGCAUAAUUGUUUUAGAUAUUAAAACAAUGGGUAUGACGACAGAAGUCGGUGAACUUCUCAGUAAUGAUUGUUAUAUGCGAGUUUUCCAUAACGGACGAUGGAUGAAAGAUGCACUACUUAAAAAUUUUGGUAUAACCUUGGGGAGAUGCUUUGACACUAUGGUCGUCCACAAUAUUUUAACGGAAGCAGACACAAAUACCAUCGAUGAAUCUCCGAUGGAUACAGAAGUUUCUAUCCAAUCAUGCGUUGCAAAAUAUUUGAAGCUCCCUGACAAAUUCUUCGAUAUGGACGUCAACUUUACGGAGCGUCCCUUGACCGAUGCGUGUAAACAAGAAGCUGCGAAACGAGUUGCUUUUCUCUUGGAUUUAUGGAAUCAUAUUGUGCAUGAUAGAAUGCUCGAAAAAUUGUAUGAAAGCUGUGUGGUGUAUGCUGAUAGUUUGGCAAGUCAUAAGGAUUUAAUUGACAGUUUGACAGUGAUGAGAUGUCGUCGAAGUGAGGCUUUAACCGAAAUCAAACCGUUUCCCUAGCAUUCAAUAUAUGGAAAAUCACUGCGACGCUACUGUGCAUGAUAAAACCAUUUCCCAAUUCGAA
This is a messenger RNA of Anopheles coustani, 1271 nucleotides long. Its product is annotated as piRNA biogenesis protein EXD1-like. The coding region runs from base 218 to 1207 and encodes 329 amino acids. Gene Ontology annotation, biological process: nucleobase-containing compound metabolic process. The transcript has 2 exons. Lineage: Eukaryota; Metazoa; Arthropoda; Insecta; Diptera; Culicidae. Gene Ontology annotation, molecular function: nucleic acid binding; 3'-5' exonuclease activity. The record is from RefSeq and is a predicted model, not a curated record.